Ramularia collo-cygni is the source of this 846-nucleotide messenger RNA. RefSeq lists its product as uncharacterized. NCBI's taxonomy places the organism in Eukaryota, Fungi, Ascomycota, Dothideomycetes, Mycosphaerellales, Mycosphaerellaceae. The transcript has a single exon. The record is from RefSeq and is a predicted model, not a curated record. The coding region runs from base 1 to 846 and encodes 281 amino acids.
AUGGAGAAUUCGAACUUCAUCCGUCUCUCGCCGGAGAUCAGAAACGAGAUCUGGACCAAUGUGUUUGCCUCUCCAUGUGCCGUCAACGUCAAAUUGCAGUCCGAUAAGCUCCAGCAUCCCCUCACGCAAACAUGUCAGCAGAUCCGCCACGAAACUCUCGCCAUGUUCUACUCUCUGACUCGAUUCAACGCGCACCUGGGCUCAGGCCCAACUGCCCCGCUGCUGAAGUGGCUCCGGAAGCUUGAUGCAGAGAACCUCCUCAUAAUCAAUGAAGUCAACAUCUGGGGCUUGCACAACCUCAAUAAUGGCACGCUGUAUGGUUCGGAGACCUCACAAGCGCUCCUGUUGAAAGGACCUCAAAAGCCCAGUUCAAAGUACAUUUUGCAGCCAGUCUCCGGGUGGAUUUUUGCGCAGCAUGGAAGGUUGAAGGUCCUCAAAGAGGUCAUCUUAGCGCUGCACUCUGUAGGACUGGGACUCCUGCGAUUCUGCAUUGUGGGCCAACAUUAUGAUGAACGCGAUGAUCUGGGUGAGGAUGGCGAAGAGAGAGACGACAACAACAUGCACCCGCCGUCUUCAUUAGCGUUGGUGCGACUUGACUCCAGGCCUGCCGGAAGCGUUUUCGCGGACAGUACCACAAAUAUUGACUGGUUGGCGCAAAGUUGGGAGCUGACUGAACGUGCGAGGGUGGAUUUGAUUUGUGGCCUGGCAAAUGACCAGAUCAAAGUAGAAGUGCUUGAUGGAAUGAGAAGGAUAGUGUUUGAUUUUACCAGCCUGGAAUUGGGCGGCAGGGUUGAAUGCGUGGAGAACAUCGAGGAGGGCUACCGCAAGAGCAUGCUAUUGGCUUGA